This is a messenger RNA of Hemibagrus wyckioides, 1583 nucleotides long. It is a transcript of the gene foxq1a, whose product is annotated as forkhead box Q1a. Lineage: Eukaryota; Metazoa; Chordata; Actinopteri; Siluriformes; Bagridae. Gene Ontology annotation, molecular function: DNA-binding transcription factor activity, RNA polymerase II-specific; RNA polymerase II cis-regulatory region sequence-specific DNA binding. The record is from RefSeq and is a predicted model, not a curated record. The coding region runs from base 216 to 1205 and encodes 329 amino acids. The transcript has a single exon. Gene Ontology annotation, biological process: cell differentiation; anatomical structure morphogenesis; regulation of transcription by RNA polymerase II.
UUCACAUAUUAUGUGUCCUAGCACUUGUGCAGGUAGAGAUUCAGCUGCUCUUUCAAUCGAAGUUUGAGAAGUUUCAUCUCAAGCCCCAAACAAAACAACUCCGCUGGAGUUUCGGUGAACAUCGGGGAUUCUACUCUUCGCAUUACAUUUUUUUUCUAAACUGUGAGCUCUUCGCAUUAAAUUUUUUUUCUUCUGUGAGCGCAGGACUUGUGAUCAUGAAGCUGGAGGUUUUUCGCGGCGUGCAUCACCACGCGAAACCACCGGAGACGUGCAGCGACGCUGAGACCAGCGUGCCGUCUCCCCUGUCCGGGGAAGACGAACUGGGAUCAGAUGGUGACUGCGCAGCGCACAGCCCGUGCGCACCUGUCGCGUCUUCCGCCUCCAUGUCCUCUGCAGCAGCGCGCAUCGAGGGCAAGGACAAGGGCAAGCCGUACACGCGCAGACCAAAGCCUCCGUACUCGUACAUCGCCCUGAUCGCCAUGGCCAUCCGCGACUCCAGCUCGGGCCGCCUGACGCUCGCCGAGAUUAACGACUACCUCAUGCGCAAGUUCCCGUUCUUCCGCGGCACCUACACGGGCUGGCGCAACUCGGUGCGCCACAACCUGUCGCUGAACGACUGCUUCCUGAAGGUGCUCCGCGACCCCUCGCGCCCCUGGGGCAAAGAUAACUACUGGAUGCUGAACCCGCACAGCGAGUACACGUUUGCUGACGGCGUGUUCCGGCGACGCAGGAAGCGAAUCGGCAAGAAAUCGGGCCGGGAGCAGGACGAGAGCGCAAGCCAAGCCUCCGCGGAUUCUAUAAACGCGCCUUCUGCGACAACCAAGUUCACAAGCCCGUUCGCCAUCGACAGCAUCCUCAGCCGGCCUUUCCGCAAAAGGGAGCAGCCGGAGCACUGCGCGCCAGAGGACAUUGCUGCGACCACUUGGCAUGGGGGCGCCCCCGCACCGGCGCCCUACGUCACGCGCGGUGCGCCGCUUCACGCGCUGGUGGAUGCGAGCGCCGCGGUGAACACGCUUCGCGCCUACGGCAUGAUGGGCGUCACGUUUGAGGACUUGGCCGCCGGGAUCCGGCAUGACAGAGACUUUCUCAGCGUACCUCUGAGCUCAGAGCGCCUUCCGGUCCCGAGAAUUACACCAACCACCGCACACGCGUCCACUAAACCCGGAGCCUUUCACCCGUUUCAAAUAGACUACUUAUUGUCCUAAUGGCGCGCAGGACAAUGUUAUAUGAGGCACUUUAUUCGUACUGAACUUUCAGAAUACAUUUCAUUAAGAAGUUGCCACCAGUGGACUUGGGAACUUUGUUAUAAAAUGGAAUACAUGCACAAAAACAGGAGAUGAUUUCUGCCCUGUCAGAAAAUACUGUUGUAUAAUAAUGCUGUAUCAUGUAUUUAUAAUGUGCUGAUGGUCAUUUUCCCCCUUGUGUGUUUUGCUUGUUCAGAAUGUUGCUGCAUUUGGGAAUUUGCAUCAACUGAAAUAUCACUUUGCUUACUCUGUCGUUUCUGAAAGCAGUGGCACUGACAGCAAUGUUGUUGUUCUUGCUGCGGCUGUUGUUGUUUUAAUAAAAAGGUCAACUAAACGGUA